Messenger RNA from Truncatella angustata, 771 nucleotides. Its product is annotated as methyltransferase-like protein. The transcript has a single exon. The record is from RefSeq and is a predicted model, not a curated record. NCBI's taxonomy places the organism in Eukaryota, Fungi, Ascomycota, Sordariomycetes, Amphisphaeriales, Sporocadaceae. Bases 1 to 771 code for a protein of 256 amino acids.
AUGGAAAGCCAACUAGUCAAAGAGUACGACAGCCAAGGCGGGCGAUACAGCGAUCACGCCGCACAACUGCCCUUUGCCAAGUUGGAAACAGAGCUCUUCCGAUCUGCCUUGGGGGACUGUGCGGGACUGACGGUGCUGGACCUCGGCGGCGGCAGUGGCCUCAAGGCGCGCAUAGCCGUCGAUGGCGGCGCGGCCGCGGUAGACGUAGUCGAUAUCUCUAUCGAGAUGAUGCGGGCAGGCCAGGAGGUAGAGAAGUCGAUUGGUCGCGAGGGGGCUGUGAUCGCCUGGCACAUCGGCGACGUUGCCCGGGCCCUGACGCACUUGCCUCUUCGGCCGUCAUACGACCUGGUCCUGGUGGGCUGGACAUUCGACCAUGCCCACGAUCUCGCCGAGUACGAGGGCAUGUGGCGGAACGUGGCGGUAUACUUAAGACCCGGCGGCCGUUUCAUAGGCGUGCGCCUCGGAGACCCUCGAAGCGCGGCGUCGGACGGCCGAUACGGUACCCUAACCUCGGCGUUCGAGGAGACGGCCGAUGGCCUCAAUUACCGCUACGCCCUGUUGCUAGACCCUCCGCUCGAGUUUGAGGCGAGUUCAAUCAACCUGAGUAUGACGGGGAGUACAGAUUUGCCGGAGAAGUAUGGGCUCACUGACUUCUCGUCGGUUGCCCCUGAGGAUACGUCUGUGGUCAAGGCAGACCCUGACUUCUGGAAACCUUUUGUGGAUAAUCCUGGAUUUGUGGUUUUCCAGGCGAAGAAGAGAUUGGACGCGUAG